AUGCUAUAUGCCUGGGAGAACGCUUGGAACAGCGCCCAACCACACUUGUCGUCCAUCACCACCGCCAUCCGCGCACCAUCCACCGUGAAUCCUCGCGUUAUUCGUGUUGGGCAGCUCGACUCCGAGCUACUCGAUCAGCAACUUGUUCAGCUUUUGCAGGAGCCUAUCAACAAAGCGUUGUCCCUCAUAAACAAUUCACUAAGAGCCAAUUUUGAGCUCGAGUUGACCCUGCUCAUUCAACUCACUCUUUACAAGCUUUCCGUGUGGAAUACUGGCGCCAGCUACGGCGCCAAGCUUCAGGACCUCAAAUUUUUUGUCCCUUCUACUUCCUCCCAUACCCUUUCUUCUUCUCGGUUACCUCGGAGAACUCUGCUUAAUCAUAUUUUCUUGACGCUAAUUGUGCCCUAUGUUCACUCCCGACUACGCUCUCAUGCUCUUUCGCGCGCCUGGCCCGAUGCCCCUUCUUCGGAUCGACGCAGAAAAGCUUGGAAUGUCCUAAACUUACUCGAAUCAACACACACACUUUUUGGGCUCGUAAACUUCGUUGCAUUUCUCUGGGGUGGCCAAUACCGCACGCUCGCUGAUAGGUUCCUCAAAAUGAAGCUCGUUCCAGCUAGAAGGUCCGUAAAGCGUGACGUCAGUUACGAGUUUAUGAACCGACAAAUGGUGUGGCAUGCGUUUACGGAGUUCCUUCUUUUCUUGCUCCCUUUGUUGAAUGCUCGGUCAAUUCGGCGCCGCUUCUACCGUCUAGCUUCAAACGCGUCCCUCACGCAUCUUUUCUCCCUUUUACCGGAAAAGGCCCGCGGUAUAUUCGGCAUCGUAAAGGAUUUGAAAAGCCUUCCAACCGGCGCACAACGAACGCGAGGGAAAUUUUGGUCGUUGCCAGAAGAUCAAUGUGGUAUCUGUGCAGAAAACGCCUCGUUUAACCCAAACCUAUCUGAACCGGCAAACAUGUUCACUGUUUUGGCAAAUUCCCCAACUGGCCUGCCUUCUGCCGACCCUCUGGAACCUCCAGCUUACCCAAUAUUUACGCCGUACGUGACUUCUUGCGGACAUGUCUACUGCUAUCAUUGUAUUGCUGAGCGCAUGAUAUGGGCUGUCGACGAAGCUGGAAAUGGUCAAAGUUGGGAGUGCAUAAGGUGUGGGGCGGAUGUGAAAAGAGCAGAGAGAUUGUCCAUCAAGGUCUUUGAGAGUGACCCAGACAGUGAAUGCGAGUUCAGUAGUGAUCUAGAGAUGAUUACCGAUAUGUCAGGUUCGUUGGGAAGCUACAGCGAAUCAGUGUUGUCAGAAUGA
This is a messenger RNA of Laccaria bicolor S238N-H82, 1293 nucleotides long. RefSeq lists its product as uncharacterized. The record is from RefSeq and is a predicted model, not a curated record. The transcript is spliced from 5 exons. Gene Ontology annotation, molecular function: zinc ion binding. Bases 1 to 1293 code for a protein of 430 amino acids. Gene Ontology annotation, cellular component: peroxisomal membrane. Lineage: Eukaryota; Fungi; Basidiomycota; Agaricomycetes; Agaricales; Hydnangiaceae. Gene Ontology annotation, biological process: protein import into peroxisome matrix.